Molecule: messenger RNA, 1515 nt
Organism: Trametes versicolor FP-101664 SS1
Lineage: Eukaryota; Fungi; Basidiomycota; Agaricomycetes; Polyporales; Polyporaceae
Exons: 2
Coding region: 1-1515 (504 amino acids)
Source: RefSeq, a predicted model, not a curated record
AUGUCACAUAUUCGGGCUCUAUGCCCACCCCCAGAAAUCUUGCUCGAAAUCGGCAGGUUUACUGGGCCUCCUGGUCUCGCCGUUUUGCUUCUAGCCAACAAGUGGCUCAAUGAGUUUCUCUCACCGCUUCUGUACUCUGCGGUUGUACUGAAAGAACCUCGGUCGACACACAUGUGGCUCAGGACGCUGUUGACUUCUCAAAACGAACUAUUCGGCGCCAGGGAUCUCGUGGGUCUUGUUCGAAGCCUCCACGUCAGCGAUGUUUUGUCGAAGUUCUCGAUCGCGCACUUCUUCGAGGACAAGAUCAAGGCCGGUAUCUCGCAAGUGCUCCCACGGCUCACUUCUCUACGCGAACUCUGCUUCAGAAGUCCUCGGGUGCUGACGAUCGACGUCCUCGUUGACUUUCUGCAUAUGUCACGAGGCAACAUAUCUUCGAUCGAUGUGGUUCUUGCCGAAAACGAGCAGGGCCGCAUACCCUUCGAGGAAGAGCGACGCUUCAAGCGUACCCUCCAACCCCUCGGCAACCUCACCCUCCUCCGAAUCAACCACUUCCAUCACUUUCCACUCGCAUGCACCGACUUUCUCCAGCGACUCCUCACAGCUCAUUCCAACCAGAUCUGCACUCUCUCGUUGUCGGACUCAGACGAGCGUAUCUCCAGACGUAUCAUUGGCACUGCUCCUAGAUUCCCCAUGCUUAUAGACCUGGAUCUCGACGUCACUGUCUUCUUCCUCCGCAAGUUCCCUCACAAGGCCUUCCCUCGCGUUCAGACGCUGACAUUGCGUGGCGGCGAAGACGUGCUCAACUUCGAUAUCCGGGAAAAAGGAAGACUCCCGCCCUCCGCGUAUCCGCUCCUGGGGAAGAUCUCUUGUGAAGAUCCGUUUCUACACGUCUUCCUUCCCGCAGGUGCCGGCCCCCACGGGCGGCGCCCCAUCCACACGAUCCAGCUUAAUGACGCUAGUUGGGAAGCUGACGGGGACUACGAUGGAAUCGCGGGAGAUUGGUGGUCGGUUGCGGACUCGUUGAAGUCCCUGCGCUUUUCCGGCACGCCCGUCCGGCACUUGAGCUUCUGCUCGGAUGACAUCCAACUGGCGCAGCUCGCCUCUCUAUCCGAGUGUCUCAUAUCGCUCGAGACCCUUGUCAUCGCAACGGUUCGCGGGCCCGCCCUCGACUGCGAUAGUAGCGUCGAGCAUUUGCUCGCGAAGAUGCCGCGCCUCCACACUCUUCUAUUCUCGGAUGCGCCCAGCAGAACGAACAACAUGCUGCAGUACUCCCCUGUUGGACGCUCCCGGACGAAGCAGUGCGAAAUUGUGACACGAUGGAGCCAGCGGGGUGUGUCUCUGCGCCGCAUCGCGUUCACGGUAAUGAUGGAGUGGGUACGGGGUGCAGAAGGCUGGGAGCUGAGAGACUAUUCGGACGAGUAUGAGAUUGUGACGGACAGCGAUACGUUUGGCGACGACUCGGGGGACGACGGCUUGGAGUACGACCGUGGCGUGGAAGAUGACGGCUCGGAAUAG